Euleptes europaea (tarantolino) is the source of this 5166-nucleotide messenger RNA. It is a transcript of the gene USP54, whose product is annotated as ubiquitin specific peptidase 54. Gene Ontology annotation, biological process: protein deubiquitination. Bases 1 to 5166 code for a protein of 1721 amino acids. The record is from RefSeq and is a predicted model, not a curated record. Lineage: Eukaryota; Metazoa; Chordata; Lepidosauria; Squamata; Sphaerodactylidae. The transcript has 22 exons. Gene Ontology annotation, molecular function: cysteine-type deubiquitinase activity.
AUGUCUUGGAAGAAGAACUAUUUUUCUGUGGGACGGGGCGGCGUGCAGGGAAUGUUCACACCACGCAAUGCAACAUCCAUCGCACCUAGUAAAGGCCUCAGCAAUGAGCCAGGGCAGAAUAGCUGCUUUCUGAAUAGUGCGUUGCAGGUUCUCUGGCAUCUUGAUAUUUUUCGACGCAGCUUCCGACAACUUACAACUCACAAAUGCAUGGGAGAUUCCUGUAUAUUUUGUGCUCUCAAAGGUAUCUUCAACCAGUUUCAGUGCAGCAGUGAGAAAGUGUUGCCUUCCGACGCCCUGCGCAGCGCUCUGGCAAAGACCUUCCAAGACGAGCAGCGUUUCCAGCUGGGCAUCAUGGACGAUGCUGCGGAGUGCUUCGAGAAUCUCUUGAUGAGGAUUCACUUCCACAUUGCAGAUGAAUCUAAAGAAGAUAUCUGCACUGCCCCACACUGCAUUUCACACCAGAAGUUUGCCAUGACCUUAUUUGAGCAGUGCGUCUGUACCAGCUGCGGUGCUACCUCUGACCCUCUGCCCUUUAUCCAGAUGGUGCAUUACAUCUCAACCACUUCUCUCUGCAAUCAGGCAAUUUGCAUGCUGGAAAGGCGAGAGAAACCCACUCCCGAUAUGUUUGGAGAGCUGCUUCAAAACGCCAGCACGAUGGGGGACUUGAGGAACUGCCCGAGCAACUGCGGAGAAAAGAUCCGCAUCCGCCGUGUGCUGAUGAACUCCCCCCAGAUCAUCACCAUUGGCCUGGUGUGGGACUCGGAUCACUCGGAUCUGGCGGAGGACGUCAUUCACAGCCUGGGCACCUGCCUGAAAUUGGGAGAUCUUUUCUUCAGAGUAACAGACGACAAAGCGAAACUGUGUGAACUGUACUUGGUUGGGAUGAUCUGCUAUUAUGGGAAACAUUACUCCACCUUCUUCUUCCAAACAAAGAUCCGCAAGUGGAUGUACUUUGAUGAUGCGCAUGUCAAAGAGAUAGGUCCCAAGUGGAAAGAUGUGGUGACCAAGUGCAUUAAGGGUCAUUACCAGCCCUUGCUGCUCCUUUAUGCCGACCCCAGAGGCACCCCUGUAUCAACGCAAGAGAUUCCUGCGCAGGUGGAUCUGCAGCAAUACACCCGGACAUACUACGACAGUGAAGACUCAGGGCGAGAACCUUCCAUUGCAAGCGAUACCAGGACAGACUCCUCGACAGACAGCUGCCCUGUUAAGCACUCGCACCACGAGUCCGUGGUCAGCCACUUCUCUUCUGACUCUCAGGGAACGGUCAUUUGCAACAUGGAGAACGACACGGCGUCACAAAGCAGCAGGGACACAGGACACCUGACCGACAGUGAGUGUAAUCAGAGGCCUGUUUCCAAGAAGGGCUCCCUGGCAGACCGCAAGCGGAGUUCCAGCAGGUCUCGGAAAAAGGGGGAUGAGCCGCAGCCAUCAGGAUAUCAUAGUGAAGGAGAAACGCUGAAGGAGAAGCAGGCGCCCCGAGCUGCCCCCAAAACGUCCAGCAGCACCAGCAGACUGCGGGGCUUUAAAGAGACGGUCAGCAAUAUGAUCCACAGCAGGCCGUCGCAGGCCAGCCAGGGCUCUCCGCGUGGAGGGAAGGGCCCUGCUGAGAUGCAUCCACUGCCCAGGGCGGUGCCCUCCCACGCCCGAGACUGGGAGAUGGACAGCGGUAGCAGCGAAUCCAAGUUGAGUUCGUCAAGCAAGUACCGGCCAACCUGGAGGCCAAAGAGGGAGGCGCUGAACAUUGACAGCAUCUUCAGCAAAGAAAAGAGGAAGCAGUGCGGCUACACGCCGCUGAGCCCUUUCUCCGAAGAUGCAGCUAAAGAAUUUACAGAAGAUGGGCUGAAGGAGUCAGUGAUUCAAGAAACGAGACCGAACCACUGCCACAGGUACAAGCAGUGGACUCUGGGCCGCGGGGUGCACUACGUGGCCGAUCAGCAUCCUCGCCUGAUCCAGAGGAUGGAGUCCGGCUACGAGAGCAGCGAGCGCAACAGCAACAGCCCGGUUAGCCUGGACAUGCCUCUGUCCGAGAGCUCCGGCACAUCCAGGGAUUCUCACAUGAAGCGACCUGGUGCUUUUGUUCCUGCAUGGCGUAAUAUCCCUAAAUCCCACAGCAGCAGCAUCUUGGAAGUAGAGUCAGCUUCAUCUCCUAGUUGCUGGGCAAAGAGCAAGCACUCCAAUGGCGGGGAGGUGCUCGUUUCCUCCAAGAGCGAACUCGAUGAGUUGCAAGAAGAGGUGUCCAGGAGGGCCCUGGAGCAGGAACUCCUGCGGAAGCGGGAGAAGGAGAUGGAGGCCGCCGUGGGCUUCAAUCCCCGCCCCAGCCGGUUCAUGGACCUGGAUGAGCUGCAGAACCAGGGGAGGACGGAGGGCCCAGAGCAGUCUGUGCAGGAGGCAGAGGCGGCCCUGGAGGAAUCCCUGCGCCAGGAGCAGAAGGGCGACUGCGCUGCGGCUUUGGCUCUCUGUAACGAGGCGAUAUCUAAACUAAGACUUGCCAUGCAUGGUGCCGGCUCUAGCACUCACACCAGAGCCCUAGUCGAUAAGAAGCUGCAAAUCUGUAUCCGAAAAGCACGGAGCCUCCAGGAUCGCAUGCAGCACCGGCAGCCAGCACAGCCGCCGCCCACGGGCCACCCGCCGCAAGGGGGCCCCCUGACCCAGUCGACCAGUGAACCGGCUGGCCCGCUCCAAGUACUGCUGAGCCAGAAGAUGCAACUGGAGCCCAGCAGAGAAGCUGAACUUGGGUCCAGUUCUCACCUCCAUCCACCUGCUCCCCAUCAUGAAUUGCAGUCAUCCUAUCCUGAAUCUUUCCCCCCACCCACUCCUGAAAGGAGCCCCUCACCCAAGGCCUCUCUGAAUGUCCAGGCGGCUUCUUCUGGUUUCAGUGACUGGGCUGCCCCCUUUCCCUGUAGACCUGGGGUGAGUGGCAGAUCCGGACCAAGUGAGAAUGGAGCCCGCUGUGGUGGGGCGCUGGAGGGAGCCUCCACCAAUGGUCUCCGAGGCAACAAAGAUUGCAGUAGGUUCGAAGAAGCUCGUGACGUAACAUCAUCUCUCACUCCUCAUUGCAAAAUGAAAUUUAACAUGGCAAACUCUGGAUCUUUGCCUGUCCUCUUCCCUCCUUCGCACCCAGCGCACGUCCCGUCUGAUAAGAAAGGCCUCCGCGGCCCAUGCUUCAAACCCUCAGGCUUCCCAGAGUGGCCAGGUGCAGUUCCCGAAGGGGCCUGUCCUGCCAUCCCCCCAGGUUCUCCUUCCCUCCCUCCGCCUCCUCCUUGCCCAUCACAGACUGCAAGGAGGCCCCUCCAAGCAAUAAGCCACGAGAGUUUACAUCACUCGCCGGAGAAAGCAGUGAACGGGAACCCUUGGGAGUCUGAGGCAGUCGCCGCGAAGGGGCGCGUUCGUUCCCUCGCAGAACAGUUUCAGCGCAUGCAGGAAAGGGAAAGGGCUCACGAGAAAGAAAGAACGGUGGCUCUCUGUCACGAUCAGAGGGCCCCACAGUUAUUGCCGGACUCCUUUAGCAAUCCUCCCUCCUUGGGACCCAGGCAGCCAAGCACUGGAAGCCUAAGGAACGGGAUCUGGCCCGCUGGCAGCUUGGACACGUGCCUGGAUGCGAGGGGAGAGCUGAGCGCUGCGGAUUGUUUUAGCGUUCACGAUACGGUUUCUCAACAUCCUGGCUGGCACGAUGGAGAGCCGUGCUACAGGGGGAAAGCGAGUGCUGCGGAUCCUGACGUUCACCAAGGGAGGCUCAACCACGAGGGAGAAAGGAGGCAGGCGAAAGAGAGGAAUCCCACUGGGUUUGCGGCCUCCGUGCCAGUGGACUGCUGGGUAGACAAUGUCCAGAGGUACUACAGUUCUCGGCAGGACUGCCAGACGGUGCUUGGGCAGCUGCCCCCUGCCUCCGGCCUGGGAGCCUUUGCGGAGGAGGCCCUGCAGAAGCACCCGCAGUGGGAUCAAGACACAGAGCAGGAGAUUUCGGAGCUGGAGUCGCUGUAUCAGGCUAGCUUGCAGGCGCCUCAGACAAGCCACUCUGCACUGGGAAGGCGGGACAAUCCGUGGCCUCCCUCGGGCAAGACGGCAUCUGGAAAUUUAACUCCGCGGAAGUUUCUCGGUGCAGCUGGCCUGGGCCUUUCAAAAACUCCGACAGCAGAGAUUGAGCGCAGCCUCUGCCGAAGUACCACGUCUCCAGGAUCCAAGGUGCCGUACACCAGGAACCACGGCCAGAAGCCAGAGGAGGAGGAGAUGUACAGCGCAGAGAACUUCCGCCGCAUUGCCCGUAGUCUCAGUGGAACAGUCAUUGCAAACCGGGAAGACGUGCUUGCCUCUUCCCACAGUUUUGAAGUGUCCAAUGAGAGGAAAAUGGCAGCGGAAGCCGGGCACCGUUCUUCCAGCACCACCUCCCUCACUUUCCCUCACGAUUCUCCUCCUGUGUUACCCUUUGAUCCCCAGCACUGCUCAGCCCAACUGCAGCACCUCUCCCAUGAUGCACCAGUGCCUAGCAUGGUGGGCAAGACACAUAGACAAUCAGGAAGUCAGAAGAACAUCCCACAAAUUCUGGCUGUGCUUGACAGGAGUGAAACAUUCCAAGGUGAAGACCACCCAAGUGCGGCCUUGAGUGGCGGGACCCCCCCCUCCAGACAGCAGGCCCCCCCUGCUCAGGGGCCAAGGCCUCUCCCCAGCCAGCAUCCAAGCAGGCAAGAAGCAUCCAGCGCCUCCGGCCCCUGGCUGCAGACGAGUCUCACUGCCAGACAAACAGCAACACUGCCAAACAAACGGACUGUCUGCUGGUCUCAUCCUGCCCAGCCAGAGAAGGGAUCGCAAGACCAUUUCUUCCCGCUGCCUUUACAACAAGGAAACCAGACGUUUUACAUCGCGAACUGCCGGCCCCCGCUGGGCAUGGGCUGCAGUCCCUUGAGAAUAGGGCGUGAGCCUCACAGGGACAUGGCUGGGGUCGAGGCUUGCCCGGUGCCUCCCCCCCAGGCCAAGGCUCCGGGCCCAAGGAGGGUGGACAUGCCCCCGGAUGAAGACUGGCGGCAGAACAGCUACGUCCCUCAGCCUGGAGCCCGGCGGAUGUUGCCCGUGCACAUGACGGGCCUCACUUACUCGUCUGCUUCCGAGGCGCACCGGAAGAUGCUGGUCCGAGCAGCUGCUGCUGCCCCUGUGCCCAGUGGUGGCUGGUAA